CUGGAACUGGUGAAAGAGACGGACUUCAGAGUGAGUUCGGGUGCAAAUAGCAGUGAUUCGGCGCAUCGCCUGCAGGCAAAGGAAGCUACUGUGACCUGUGUAACUUCUUUGAACAUAAUGACUUUUGAAGAGCUCGCAGGGGAUCAAAAAGCAGACAGGAUGGAUGUAGUGGGGAAAGCUCUGGAAGAAGUUUUGUCCUCCGCGUUAGCGCAAGGCUGCAUGACAGUCGGAGUGUACGAGGCAGCGAAACUCCUAAACGCGGAUCCUGACAAUGUUGUUUUAUGUUUGCUUGCCACGAAUGAAGGGGAUGACGUGGACGUAGCGUUGCAAAUUCAUUUUACUUUGAUACAAGCUUUUUGUUGCGAAAAUGACAUUAACAUCAUGAGGGUGAACAAUAUGCAUCGUUUGGCGGAGAUCCUCGGCGGGACGGACGGGGCAGACGAACCCAAAGAUCUCCAUUGCAUAUUGGUUACAAGUCAAAUAGCACCAUGGAAAGAUGGAGCCUUGAACAAAGUCACUUGCUUUUGUAAAGAAAGCCGAUACCUCGACCAGUGGGUCCCGAUUAUUAAUUUGCCCGAACGUUGAAGAUCUUUUAAUGGACUUUAAUCUCAAAGUUGGAUUUAAGAAAUUCAUUCACUUACGCGGGGUAGCUCCGAACGUUUUCAGAAUAGCCGCCCGAAAAGUUGGCGUUGGGACAUUAAGGUUGACUUUUUUUUUCGCAGAGGGCGGGCUCUGUGUAAUAAUUGUCUCUGAAGCUGGACUAUGACUCAGCUUCAGUUUGUGCCUGGAAAUAGUAAUGAGUAAGCAGACGGGAACUGAAGCAAAGCUUGAGCUGGUUUCAGUGCGGAGAGCGUAACAAUUUCCGGAAGAAUUGUGGGAGAAUUACGACUUUUCAUUUCGGGAAAAGAAAUGUUUUUAAAAAAAUGACAACUGGAUGGAUGGUGAACCGAUGUCGUUGGUUUCAUUUAGUUGUUCAGUAACAGCAAGGUGACAAAGAACUGAAAGCAAAGUUUUUAAAAAUGCAGACCUUUGGUGUGUUAAAGAAUUUAUAGUAUUUCAAUUGCAAAUAUGAUUUUCAUGCUGCUGUUAUAGUAUGAAAUUAAAUAAGUUAUUUUUGUGAUUUA
This is a messenger RNA of Hypanus sabinus (Atlantic stingray), 1124 nucleotides long. Its product is annotated as growth arrest and DNA damage-inducible protein GADD45 alpha-like. NCBI's taxonomy places the organism in Eukaryota, Metazoa, Chordata, Chondrichthyes, Myliobatiformes, Dasyatidae. The transcript has 4 exons. Gene Ontology annotation, cellular component: cytoplasm; nucleus. Gene Ontology annotation, biological process: regulation of cell cycle. Bases 118 to 585 code for a protein of 155 amino acids. The record is from RefSeq and is a predicted model, not a curated record.